Molecule: messenger RNA, 2014 nt
Organism: Mytilus trossulus (common blue mussel)
Lineage: Eukaryota; Metazoa; Mollusca; Bivalvia; Mytilida; Mytilidae
Product: solute carrier family 49 member 4-like
Exons: 12
Coding region: 202-1701 (499 amino acids)
Biological process (GO): transmembrane transport
Cellular component (GO): intracellular membrane-bounded organelle; membrane
Molecular function (GO): transmembrane transporter activity
Source: RefSeq, a predicted model, not a curated record
AUCUUGUGACCGUUAUCAUAAUACGAAUACACACAAUAUUUUGAUAUGCAUUACGCUGUUAGAUAAAUUUGGUUUUAUCAAAUUUCAUAAAGAGAAUGGAAUAAAAAUGUAGAAAUAUUACUUUAAUGUGUGUAUGUAUGUUAUUUACAUAAAAUUUGCUGAGAAUAAACAUUUAUUAGAGACAAAUGACUAAUAACGGAUAUGGAGGAUAUCGAACCCCUUAUUAAACCGAUUCGUCAAGAGAUAGUUUAUAAACGAAGGUGGUGGCUUUUAAUAGCUUUUGCUAUAAGUGGUUUUACACAGAACAUUGUUUGGAAUACUUGGGGUCCAAUAGCACAGUCGGCCAAGGAAGUAUUUGGAUGGAGCGAUGGCCAAAUUGGAAUGUUUCCGAAUUUAGGAAAUAUUGCUUUUAUUUUUACUGUGUUCUUGGCUAGCUAUAUCAUGGACGAAAAAGGUUUGAGAAUCUCAGUGGUUAUUUGUGAUGCCCUGGUACUUCUGGCUGCCGGGUUGAGAUGCAUUACAAACAUCCCUAAAUACGCCUCAGGGUUGAUAUAUGUGUCAGCAGUACUGAAUGGAAUAGCUGGGACUGCUUUGUUUGCAGGGCCUUCGCUGUUGGCUUCAAUUUGGUUCCCGCCAAAUCAGAGAGCUACAGCAACUGCCAUUUCCACGUUCAUGGCAUACGCAGGAUUUGCAGUAACCUUCUCAAUCGGUCCACAGCUAGUGUCGGCUCCAAAAUACAAAACAAUAGUAGCACAAGAUAUAAGCAUGUUUAGUGGACACUCUUUUAAUGUUGUUAAUGGAACAACCACACCUGCAUCAAAUAUAUCUCAUAAUCAUACAGUGCUGUUAAAUUUAGAGCAAUUGAAAGACGACAUCAUGCGAUUAAUGUAUUAUGAAUGUGGUUUAGCAGCUUUAGUAUUUAUUGCCGUCCUUAUAUAUUUUCCUGAUAAGCCUCCAUCGGCACCAAGUUACACAGCAUCAGUCAAAAGAGUUGACUAUCUAAAUGCAUUUUGUAAAUUAUUGACCAAUGGCCCUUUGUGGUUGAUCUCAUUGGCUUGUGCAAUACCAACGGGUGUGUACGGAGCAUGGGGCGCUGUACUGGAUUUAAUACUCAACCCUGUAGGAAUAUCUCAGAUGGAAGCCGGUUGGGUAGGAUUUUACGCCACAAUAGCAGGUGGUGUAUCUUGUGUUUUUGUAGCCAGGUUUUCCGAUAUAUUUAUGAAACAUAUGAAGUUGUUUCUGAUGUGUUUAUUUUUGUGCGGAGGAGGUGCAAUUGUAUGGUUUACUCUUAUAUGUACCAAAGUUUUAGCGUUCUUUACUGUACAGUUAUACACCUCUAGUAUUCUAGCAGGAAUGUUUGUAAAUGGUGGAAUUGCGUUAUUUUAUGAACUAUGUGCUGAAACGUCAUAUCCGGUCGCAGAAGGUGUAACUGGAGCUUUUCUGACGAUUUUAAACAGCACUAGUGGUACUGUACUACUUUUUGUUCUACAGAUACCUGGAAUAGGGACAUCAUGGGUCAAUUGGGCAGUGGUAGGAAGUAUAGGUGCUGGACUUUUGUGUUUAAUAAUCUUCCCUGAACGAUACGGAAGAACAGAUCUGGAUAUAGCCAUUCGGAGUUACACUGAUAUGGUUAUAGAUGUACCAGGUCUUACUGUUGACAAUCCUACUACAAACCAAGCUGAUGGUAGCCAUUGUGAAUGAACUCGGUUUUCAUCUGUCGUUUAAUCGAUUUUGCUCUUUAAUAAUUGCCUAGACAGUUACAAAUACAGUAAAGUCAACUGUCUAGCCCAGUUUUGCCAACCGAUUAUGCCAGUCUUGCAAUACAAUUGAAGAUAAGAAACAUUUUAUUUUGUAUUGCAGGAAACACUACUCUAUAACGCAGUCAUUAGAACUCCGGGUAGGGAAGUCGUGAUUGCAUUAUAAACUUUAUUGUUAAAUAUUAUUGUAAGUUUGUUUAUUUAUGAAAUGAAUGCAUUCUUUUUAUUAUUUUAAACAAUAAGCAUAUUUUCAGUUA